Messenger RNA from Acanthochromis polyacanthus (spiny chromis), 6865 nucleotides. It is a transcript of the gene shoc2, whose product is annotated as SHOC2 leucine rich repeat scaffold protein. Gene Ontology annotation, molecular function: protein binding. The transcript has 10 exons. The coding region runs from base 539 to 2287 and encodes 582 amino acids. Lineage: Eukaryota; Metazoa; Chordata; Actinopteri; Pomacentridae. The record is from RefSeq and is a predicted model, not a curated record.
GCGGAGAGGGAGGGGAGCAGAACAGUGUAGGAAAAGAGGAGGAAGCAGCAAGGAUGGCGGAGUCACACCUCUGAAGGUUGCCUGCUAACCGUCUUUUCUGAGAUUUUUAAAUUCCCCGGUGAUGCACAGAUGUCAUUCCAGCUCUGUGACAACCUCCACUGCAAGCUUAAAGCAACUAUUGGAGGUAAUAAAUAAAUCCUUGAAGACGUUUGCAGCCUGAAAGAAUCUCUGUCUGAAGGUCCUGGAAUUCUAUACAGUUCAGACGCUUAAGCAUGUGGUCCAUGGAUGCCACAAUCCAGCUACUUCAAAGGAAUUUUGCUCCAAUGGGAUUUUAGCAAAGGAACAAAGUAUCAUUAGUCUCCAAAAACCUUCAGAUCACAAGGCCUUUAUUAUAAGGGUAAUCAUAAUUUUGUGAGCCUGCAUGGGGAUGUUUCCUUUUCAAGCCUCCUUGGCUGUCUGUUUUCAUUUUUUUCUGAAUAAGUAACCUGACAAGAAAGACUCCCAUGAGCAACUCUGCAGGAAGCCCGAUAACGUCGACAUGAGUAGUACUUUAGGCAAAGAAAAAGAUUCGAAAGAAAAGGACCCCAAAGGUGGUCCAGCGGGUAAAGAAAGAGAAAAGGAGGCCAAGGCUUUGGCCAGCUUAGUUAAGGAUGGAGGCAAAGAAACGAAGACCAAAGGGAAAGAUGCCAAAGAUGGAAAGAAGGACACCAGCAGCUCAACACCGGGUGUUGCCUUCUCUGUUGACAAUACGAUAAAGCGGCCAAACCCGGCACCAGGUACACGCAAGAAGUCCAGUAAUGCCGAGGUGAUCAAAGAGCUUAACAAGUGUCGGGAGGAAAACUCCAUGAGACUGGACCUAUCUAAACGGUCCAUUCAUAUGCUGCCCACCUCUAUUAAGGAGUUGACGCAGCUGGCUGAACUCUACUUAUACAGCAACAAGCUUCAGAGCCUGCCGGCUGAGGUGGGUUGCCUAUCAGGCCUGGUCACUUUGGCCCUCAGCGAGAACUCCCUGACCAGUUUGCCUGACUCCCUUGACUCCCUGAAGAAGCUUCGAAUGCUUGACCUCCGGCACAACAAGCUGAGAGAGAUACCAGCUGUCGUCUAUCGCUUGACAUCUCUGACCACGCUGUACCUGCGCUUCAAUCGCAUCACAACAGUGGAGAAGGACAUCCGAAAUCUAUCCAAGCUAACCAUGCUCAGCAUCCGUGAGAACAAGAUUAAACAGCUACCCGCAGAGAUAGGGGAGCUGUGCAACCUCAUUACUCUGGAUGUUGCCCAUAAUCAGUUGGAACACCUACCGAAGGAGAUUGGAAAUUGCACGCAGAUAACCAACCUCGACUUGCAGCACAAUGAGCUCUUGGACCUCCCAGAGACUAUAGGUAAUCUGGCAAGCAUAAAUCGCUUAGGUCUGAGAUAUAAUAGGUUGUCAGCUAUCCCCAGGUCGUUAGCCAAAUGUCGAGAACUGGAAGAGCUAAACCUCGAAAACAACAACAUUUCAGUGUUGCCAGAGGGCCUGCUGUCAAGUUUGGUAAACCUGACAAGUUUAACACUGGCAAGGAACUGCUUCCAGUCGUACCCUGUGGGUGGGCCGUCCCAGUUCUCCACCAUUUACUCCCUCAACAUGGAGCAUAACCGUAUCAACAAGAUCCCCUUUGGUAUCUUUUCCAGGGCCAAAGUGUUAAGCAAGCUUAACAUGAAGGACAACCAGUUAACAUCCCUGCCACUGGAUUUUGGCACAUGGACUAGCAUGGUUGAACUUAAUCUGGCCACCAAUCAGCUGACUAAGAUCCCAGAGGAUGUGUGUGGUCUCGUCUCUCUGGAGGUGUUAAUAUUGUCCAAUAAUCUUCUCAAGAAGUUACCACAUGGUAUUGGAAAUUUGAGAAAGUUACGAGAGCUUGACUUGGAGGAAAACAAGUUGGAAUGUCUACCCAAUGAAAUCGCUUAUCUUAAAGAUUUACAGAAAUUGGUGUUGACAAAUAAUCAGCUGACUACGCUACCCAGAGGUAUCGGCCACCUCACCAAUCUGACUCAUCUUGGUUUGGGGGAGAACCUGCUGCAACACCUUCCUGAGGAGAUUGGCACACUGGAGAACUUGGAGGAACUGUACCUCAACGACAACCCCAACCUGCACAGCCUCCCGUUUGAGCUGGCCCUCUGCAGCAAGCUGUCCAUCAUGAGCAUCGAGAACUGUCCCCUCACCCACCUGCCACCACAGAUUGUCGCAGGAGGCCCCUCCUUCAUCAUCCAGUUCCUCAAGAUGCAGGGACCAUACCGUGCCAUGGUCUGAGCAAGAGCAGCUCAAAUGCCAGUCCUGCUUAACUCCAAACCCUCCACUUGCUCUGCACCCUUUCGCCUGCCCGCCCCCAUUAUGUGUAUCAUACGCUGUAAAGAAAACAGACUCGCCACAAUCAGUGUCGGGGGAGGGGGGGCAAAUACGAGGAGGAGGUUGAUGAGGAAAAUGUUUCUUUCUUUCACCAUCCUUGUGCAGAAACGAGGCGAAUCUUUGGAGACUUGACUUCUGUGUUGCUCCAGAGUUUAUCACGGUCGUUUUAGGACCCCAGCCACCACAACACCCCCACUCAUCUUUCAUUCCGACUCAUACAAGAGGAAAAUAUUUCCAUCUAUUUGCCAAAACUGAAGAUAUAUAAAGUUAUAUAUAUUGAGUAACUGUGAGCUAAGUGGCAAGUCUUUAAACCAUAUAAACCGUGCUCCCAUUGCCAAUGUAUUUACAGUAAUUACAAGCAUCUGUUAUGUGAGCAAGGAUACAAUUGUAUGCAAAAACAAACAAAAAAAAGUCUUUGGAACUUCUCAUUUUCUGCUGCUGCCGUAAUUUUAACUUUGUCAUCUUGUUAUACUUUCUUUUGAGAUUUCCUUUUUCUCUUCCUUUUUUUUUUUACAUCAUCUUCUCUCGACAGAACUUUCGUUAAUUGCUUGACCAUAGAGAACAAAGGUCUAAUGAUGGUGUGCUUAUAAUUUCGUUUUUGUAUUUUUUUCUCCUUUUUUUUUUUACAUUGCUUUUUUUUAAAAAAAACUGUGCCUAUGUUUAGAGUGAUCCGGUGGUUCAUCUCUGAACACAAUUGUCCAUGAGAAUACAAAGAUAUAAAUUAUUUCAAUAACUUUUUUAAUUGUUACUGCUGUUUUUACUUUUGUUUUUCUUUUUUAGUGUUUCUAUUGCAUUAAUCUGUCAAAGCAAGUGAUAUCAGUUGUAAAAUAGGAUGAUUGGAGAUCUUUUUGACAAAUAGCAGCAGUGGUUGUUCAACAUUAAGCUAGUAAUGUAUACAUAUGAGAAAUGCCAAUCAUACGUGCUUGAAAAACAAAAGCAACUUGGACUUUUCUCCAAAACGGGCGGUGCUGUGUCUCCGUCUAUACUGAUUUUGUGCAACAAAAAGGUAUUGAAAAAAGUCAAGCAUACAUAGGUGAUGGGAUAAAUGAUAGAUGUUUUUAUAUAUGUAUACAAAAUCCUGGUUGUUGCCUUGUGUGCAAUUUUUAGUUAUGUUUACUUGUUUGAUAUUCUCUUCAGUGUUGGGCUGCAUAGCUGUCAUCCAGUUGAUCAUUGACCAACAUAUCAAGCGUUUUUAAAAAGACGUCUUCGGAGUCUCUGAAGCAAGUGGUGAGUGUAUCAGAGCUUCAAAAAAAGAUUUGAUAAUAAAACAUUGACAGGUACAUCCUUCUUGACACUUCCUUUUUUUUGUUAAUAUCUUUCAUUUUUCUGUAGUGUUUUUAUUUUGACAGGGUCUCCUAAGAAUCUUGAUUGCUGAACAGAAAAUAUUCCCUUGAUUUGUAUUGAUUUGUAAUUUAGUUUUUUUUUUAUAUAUAUAUCUUUUGUCCCACACUGUCCCAGCAAUGCUGCUGCUCUUAUGCACUUUUUUUUAAGACAUUGGCAUCGUAUAGACAAAAACACAAUUGCCCCUCAUUGGUUAUUUGGAAUGGGGGCAUUUUGUUUCAUAAGUAUUUUAUUUCUGAAGUUUAUCAUGUACAUUUGUAUCGAUUAAAUAUAAAUGUUUGAGUUUGCGGGCUCAGAAUAAACAAUUUUUAUCCUGUCAAUCUUAAAAAAAGGAGCUUGCUCUCUUGAACUGUAAAAGUGUAUCUGUGGGUAUGAGACAUUUGAAAAUUCCAAUAUUCUAUUAAUUGCAAGCAAAUUGGCUUAUUGCAGUUAAGAUGAACGUUAUUUUAAAUCAAUUUACAUUGAAUGUCUUUUUUUCCUAAGUGAUGAAAUGUGCAUUCAGUUAGUAUUAUUUCAAGUGACUGUACAUUAAAUAUCCCAACAAAAAGUAAUCGAAACCAAACUUUAUUAUUUUCUUUUCGAAAAUGUUUUGCAUCCCAGUUCUAUAUUCAAUCAUGAUUCUGUUUGUGUAUUGAAAUGUGUGGGUCUACUUUCUUUGCAGCAGCUUGGUGUGUUUUAGUGGGCUGUGGUCCUGCCUUCUCCGCUGGAGGCCUGAAUGAUGAGCGCGCCACAGCUCACCUCCGGGUUGGGUCGGGUUUGGGGAAAAACAAUGAAACGCUGCUUCUAAUUUACCAGCAGAACCUGUUGCUGCUUUUCACGGACUUAAACAUAUGCUGUUCAAGACGGAGGGAGCCGGGUGUGAGGCAAGAGGCGGGAAGCGAUCCACUCCCAACACUGAUACAGACUUCACUCGAAAACCUGACGAGGGACAAAUCCACUGACCUUUUCGAUUUUAGCGUCAGGCCCGGUGGUUUUCACACAGAUCAAAUCGUUUGGACAACAACGAUGAGACAACACAACAAGGUGCAUAUUUGAGCUUAACGCAGUUACAGUACAAGACUGUCGGAAAAAGACAAAAAAAAAUUGUAAAAAGGGCUUUCUGUGUUCACGCUCAACAACACACCGGAGGCAUUGCAUUCCUGGGUUUUAUAUAAAAGCUUUGGAAGUUUCUUUUUGUGUAUUUACUUUUAGCUGUAAACAAUUGUGUGAAAAAUGCCUUCGAGUACUCAAAAAAGUGAGAUGUGCAUUAGGUAUGCAGCGUGAGUGCUGUGACCCAUUUUUACAUUCAGUCUCUCUGUUCUUACUUUUCCAUGUGCCAUUUUGCAAGGUUGAAAAUGCCAGUGUAUGAAGACACACAGGGGAAUGGGAGGUGAGGCAGAAACUGAGCUGGGCUGACUGACUGGAGAGCAUUUAUCAGAUCGUGGAAUGUAGUUUUACUGGGCUGGUGGGGUGGAAGUGGAGAUCACCGACUGGCCCGUUCGGUUGGAGGUGUGGAGCUGUCGCUGGAUCAAAGUGAUGACGAUGUAUUGCAUACCGGUGCAUCCAAAAUAAUUGGAGUAUUUGUGUUGGUUUUUCUGUCGUCUGUUAUUUCAGAAUCAAAGUCAUUUCGCUCCUUUUGCUUUUUGGUCCUGGAUCAUAGGACUUGUCAUUCUCUUGCCUGGUUAUUUUGUACAGGAAACAAGCAUGUUGAACACAUAUUUGACAUGAUUUGUCUGGGUCAGAAUCGAGCGUUUUUGCAUAGAAGACUUCGAUUUAGUGGCUAUUUGGUGUACCUGCAAAUGCUCCCUUUUUGUAUAUUGCAAAGGGUGUCGAAGCAUUGUGUGGCAAUGCUUAUCCUACUUAAUCUACAUUGACAAGCAGCCUUAAUGGUCUUUUUUAUGUGUUUGUUUGGCUAUUCCUUUUGUCUAUGGCCACUGACUGUACUUGAUUACAAGCAACUGGUCGUUACGAUGUAAAUUUGGGUCUAGUUUCUUCUGUCUUAUUUUUCCUUUUACUCUGUACAGUAAUCUGACGUUACGGUAGACUCAGUAUUACAAAAUCUGUAAUGUGAUGAUGAGAGUUUUACAAGAAGAUAAAGAGUGCAAUGGAAGAUAAUGCCAUUAUGCUACCAAGUGGAUGUGCAUUAGCUGACAUCUCGCUUGUCUUUGGCAUUAAAGGGGAAUUACGCCAAAACUGACUCGGAUUGUCAUUCCGCAAAUCUUUUUUCACAAGAAAGACUUUAUUUUUUUAUAUAUUCCUCUCAUAACUUAUAGCUGAUUUCAGUCAUGAUUGCAACAUUGCGGGUUGGGGGGGGGGGGAUACAAUUGGAUGUCAGUACCUUUGAUAGUCGUGAAACUUAAGUAGGCAAACCUUUUUUUAACAUCUGUAUCAAGAUUAGGCACGUUCUGCAUCAUGAGAGCACAUAACCUCAUAAAUUUUCACUUUUCUGAAGAACUAACUCAGUCAGUUUUGGCAGAUUAGCCCUUUAAUGUAAAGCUGCCCGCUCCUUCCUACUGCGUACCUAUCCGAAACCCACCCACCCGCUCACACACCCCUCUAUAGUAUCUCCAUACAUAUACUUGACUGCCUUAUGCGCACCAAGCAGAACCUUUAUGACCGUUUGAUUUCAUCAGCAGAGACAGAUAAUCAUUUAUUUCUUUAUUUCUUUCUUUAAUGUCAGUAAAGGGAUCGGGGGUCCUUGGAUCGGCUAAAGUUUUUGGGUCAGUUGUCUCUCGACUGGACGAGCAGAUGCAGACAUGACUACCUCUAUGUGAGUCUUUAUUGCUAACCACAGUGACCAAGAUCCAGUCUGAGGUGUUUCUACCUGUGUAAAGCCGUGUGUUGGCAGCAGGAACUUGGAUUUGGACCAGCAAUUCAGCAACAGUUUUGUUCUACUAAGCACCCUCCUGUUGUUUUUUUUUUAUGAAUAUAUGCCUUUACUAAGCAUUAUUUGGCAAAUGAAAAAGAGGAAAAAUCCACAGAUUUAUGUGCUUGGUUGUAAAUGACAAACUUAAUCAAUGCCGCCCCAUUGUAAGACAGUUAUCCUGAAACCAACUAGUUGCAGAGUGCUACUUUGCAAAUGAGUGAAAAUGACCAUGUUUGGUGAUGUUCUGUAUGUACAUAUAUCUUUUUAACUGUAAUAAACUGAUAAAUAUUUACAAA